This is a messenger RNA of Pecten maximus, 1390 nucleotides long. Its product is annotated as mediator of RNA polymerase II transcription subunit 34-like. Gene Ontology annotation, molecular function: 3'-5' DNA helicase activity; four-way junction helicase activity. Bases 63 to 1220 code for a protein of 385 amino acids. Gene Ontology annotation, cellular component: cytoplasm; chromosome; nucleus. The record is from RefSeq and is a predicted model, not a curated record. The transcript has 2 exons. NCBI's taxonomy places the organism in Eukaryota, Metazoa, Mollusca, Bivalvia, Pectinida, Pectinidae. Gene Ontology annotation, biological process: double-strand break repair via homologous recombination.
AGCGAAAACAUAACUCUCGCACACCUUAUAUUGUCCUGGUUAUUUGCCCGUUAAACAGUAUAAUGGAGGACCAAGUGAUAGGGUUACGGGGAAAGGGUAUAGCUGCAUGUUAUUUGUCGGGUUCAACUAGUAAAACAUUUAUGACGGAGGGUGUGAUUGACGAUGACCUUUCCCCUGACGAAGACGGAGUUUCUGCUGCAUGGACGAUGAAAGACAUUGCAUGGAAAGACAUAACAGACGGACGAUAUAAUGUGAUGUAUGCUCACCCAGAAUCCGCCCUCUGCAAAAGAAUGCAUUCUGUUUUGAGAUCGCCUCUAUACCAGGACAAAAUUUGUAGUGUUGUUAUAGAUGAAGUCCACAUGAUCGCAGAGUGGGGAGAGGAGUUCAGACCAAAGUUCAAGAAGUUGGGAGAUUUGACCUGUCUAUUCAGCAGAUGCCCACAUCUUGCUGUUACAGCUACAUCUUCUCUAUCCUCUAUUCUUGAGCUUACAAAGACACUCCAGUACGAAAACCAUGUGACUGUGACUGUGAAUCCUGACAGACCAAAUAUAUACAUAGACAAAAAGCCCCGUCUUCCAAACUCAAAGAAGACUGACAAAUAUGAUGAAUUGAUUGACCCCCUAGCGCAAGAACUGAAAAUUAAGCUUCUAGACUUUCCUGUUACGAUUGUUUAUGUAGAAAGUUUGGAUGCACUUGGAUAUUACUACCAAUAUCUUAAUUCUACUCUGAAAGAAUUACAGUAUCAUCCUUCCACUGACAAGACACCAGAGUCUCGACUGUUUGCACAAUAUCACACAGAUUAUACACAAGGUAUGAAAAGUCACAUCUUACAAGAACUCAGAAAAGACAAUCCCCACCUUCGUCUUGUUUUGGCUACAGUUGCUCUUGGUAUGGGUUUAAACGCACCAAGCAUCACACGCAUAGUUCAUUGUAGGCCUCCUACAACACUGGAAAAAUAUUUACAGGAAAUAGGAAGGGCUGGAAGAACAGGGCAAAAUUCCACAGCUAUUCUCUAUUACAACAAAAGUGAUAUUGCUAAAAAUCGGAAAGGAUUGUCUCCAGACAUGGUAAACUUUUGCAAUGUAAAUGAUGCAUGUCUGCGAGUUGAACUUGUAAAAUACUUUGGUUUUCAGACGACAGUGUUUGAUGGCCCAAUGGAUGAAUGCUGUUCUAACUGCCGUCAGUCCCUUGUGAAUGCUGCUGAGAACAUGCAUGUCUGAACUUCAAUUUAGCAGUAUAUAAAUACAUAAUUAGUUCAUGAUCACAGUUUGAGCUGAAAAUCAGUUGAACUUGUAUACGUACAGCUCAAUGGAACUUAGUAAUAGUGCUCACUGACACCAAAAUGCUUAAUUUUCAUGCCAUUUUGCUUUUUUUUUUAUUUUUUAUUCAU